GCUCAGGCAUUGACCAUCAGUAUUUGUUAUCUCGAAGCAAGCGGCCACUUUCAGCUGUAGUAGAUAAUCCACAUCGUAUAGAUUCCGUUGGAGUUUCUCGACUGCGGUUAGAAAGCUCUUUUCCAACUGCUAGCCAAAGUAUGUUAUCACAUAGCCGUGGACCUCUUGCUACACCAUCUUUUGCCUAUUAUCGCCAGAUAGGCAGUGGCCAGUCACCAGGUUCAGUUUAUGGAGUCGGAAGCUUUCCGAGUUCUUUUCAGUCUCACGAGCGCGGCCCUUAUGGUGGACAUAGUAGCAUAUAUCGUAGAUAUUGAAGGAGUGAUGUUGGCAAUGCUGCUGAACUGAUGUUUCUAGCAAGAGAUGUUAUACACUGACAAGUUUGAAAUCCUACUUGGGAGUUUUGAAAUGUAAAGCUAACGCAUGAAUGAUCUCGUUAAAUUAUAUGCAAGCUCAUACUAAUGUUUUCUAGUUGAGUAAUGUUGAGGGGGUUUUGACAUUUCAUAUGGCUAAGACCCUCCUUUCCCCCUGCCUUCGGCCCUUCCUGUAGUCUGAAAAUUUAGGCCAAUAGGGUCCGUUUUACAAUUCAUCAAUGUAGUGAAAUUCUGUCAUCUGCCAAAGUUUAUUAAAUGA
Messenger RNA from Nicotiana tabacum (common tobacco), 630 nucleotides. The record is from RefSeq and is a predicted model, not a curated record. Lineage: Eukaryota; Viridiplantae; Streptophyta; Magnoliopsida; Solanales; Solanaceae.